This is a messenger RNA of Cataglyphis hispanica, 1576 nucleotides long. Its product is annotated as RNA-binding region-containing protein 3. Gene Ontology annotation, molecular function: pre-mRNA intronic binding; U12 snRNA binding. The transcript is spliced from 5 exons. NCBI's taxonomy places the organism in Eukaryota, Metazoa, Arthropoda, Insecta, Hymenoptera, Formicidae. The record is from RefSeq and is a predicted model, not a curated record. Gene Ontology annotation, cellular component: U12-type spliceosomal complex. Gene Ontology annotation, biological process: mRNA splicing, via spliceosome. The coding region runs from base 140 to 1558 and encodes 472 amino acids.
UAGUGCUAAAAACGUUUUCGACAAUGAUAUAUCACAUCUAGAUAUCUGUAAUUUAUGAUUGUGUUUAUUUUAUUUAGGUUAUUUUAAUAACGUUUUAUCCAAGUUAUUUUAAUAACAAAGGAUAUCAUACACAACAAAAAUGAUUCCUGCAUGUGACACUUUAAGGAUUCUUCAUUUGCCUGCGCAUCUUUCCGAUGAUCGACGCGAUACAUUAUUACAAAAAUAUGGUGCAAUAAAAACAAAAACAACUCGAUUAUCCGAUAAGUAUACUAUUACUUUUGCCAAGUUUUCUUCUCAACAAAUGGCAACAGAAGCAUUGAUGCGUUUGCAUCAAUUAAAUGUUCGAGGACAAUAUCUGUUAGUUCAAUAUGCCAAAAAAUCCAUAUUCACUGAAUUAUCGGAACAAGAUAUUCAACAUGAGCCACCACCAAGCGACGAGGCAAAAGUGGAAACUGCUAAUAAAUCUAAUGUUCAAGCGUUUCUGCACAAGUUAAACAAUUGGACUAUGAAUUACGAAUUUAGUCAACCACCUCCACCAAAUAUAAAAUACAAAUAUGUGGCACCGACAAAAAGUAUAUUAAUAAGAAUAGCUAUACAGCUAUUGAAAGAACCAGCUUUUUAUACUCAGGUAUUGCAUUUAAUGAAUAAAAUGAAUCUACCACCUCCUUUUGAAGAAUUGGAAGCAGAAUUUCCUUGGCUCAAAGAAGUAUAUAACGUAGAAAAAUAUAAAGAUAUCUUUGAUAUAUUACAUGAACAUACAAAUGAGGAAGAAGAGGAAGAGUCUGAAUUAGAAUCAGAUGGAGAAGAUGUUAGACCUCAAAAUAUUAUUCCUGUUAAAAGAAAACUCCCGCAACCUAAAAAACGUUUGAAAAUUCCAAAGUUUGUCAAUCCUGCCAAAAAUAUCACAACUUCUUCAUCUACGCAAAAAGUGUUCAAGCCAGAAGAUAUGUUUGAGCCUGUUCAACGUGAAGAAAUUAAGAAUCUUAAAAUCGAAUUAAAGACUUUGGAUAAGUCAUUAGACGACGCAUCUGCUAAUAAGCAAGAUAAUACUAUAGCAAUAGAUGGUGGAUUUGGUUUAAUGUCUCCGGUUAAUAAAGCUAUUAAAAACACAAAGGAUAAUACGAAUGCAGAAAUACAAAAAAAUAAAUAUAUAACUUCUGAGGAAUUGGAUGCUAAUAGGAUUUCUAUUAAUGAUCAGAGAUUACUGCCAGUGUUCCAAAAUUAUCAUCUAGGUUUACCUUCCAAUCGUCUCUAUAUAAAGAAUCUUGCAAAACAAGUAGAAACAGAGGAUCUACAUUAUAUUUAUAAAAGAUAUUUUAUUGCUGGAUUGAAAGAUGCUGAAGCUGAAUAUGAUGUACGACUCAUGCAAGAAGGCAGAAUGAAGGGUCAAGCCUUCGUUACCUUACAAAAUACUUCACAGGCCAGAUUGGCUCUCAAAGAAACUAAUGGAUAUAUAUUAAAAGAUAAGCCUAUGGUUGUACAAUUCGCCAAAGCUACUCAAAAUUUUAUAAAUAAUAUGAUUUCUACUGUAAGACCUUCAUCCUCAUUUGGUUCAUAAUUUUAUAAUUAAAAGAGA